UCAACGUCAAUUUCAAACAAAAACUAUAGUUUAGUUACCUAGCUAGUUAUAAAUUGCAAGGAUUUCAUGAUACAACCAAAACCGAAAAUAUGGUAUUUUCUAAAUGAAAUUGAUAAACAGCGGAAUACCCCGUGAAUUUAAGGAUAUAGUGCAUUGUAUUUACAUGUCUAAAGAUAUUUCUUAUGUAAUAUGAAAACAUAACCUGAAAUGGCUACAAAAAUAUUGAGAAAUAUUUUACAGACGAAACCGUCGCGUAUUAUUUUUCGAAGAUGGGAAAGUUCUGAUAAUAAAGUAGCGAUAUAUGACCCUUUUUCUACGAAAGUUAAGAAAGACAAGGAAACCUAUCUUCAGGUUAUAAAAAUGUUUGAAGAGAGAGAUACAAGGAGAAGAGGACAUGUAGAAUUUAUUUAUGCUGCUCUAGCAAGAAUGAAAGAAUUUGGAGUUCAAAAAGAUUUGGAAGUUUAUAAAGCCCUUGUAGACGUGUUGCCCAAGGGAAAAUUCAUACCACAGAAUAUUUUCCAAUCAGAAUUUAUGCACUAUCCAAAGCAACAGCAAUGUGCUGUGGAUCUUCUUGAACAAAUGGAGGAUAACAGUGUAAUGCCAGACACAGAAAUGGAGCAAAUGUUGCUUAAUGUAUUUGGACGUCGUGGUAUACCUCUAAGAAAGUUCUGGAGAAUGAUGUACUGGAUGCCUAAAUUCAAGUACCUCAGUCCUUGGUAUCUCCCUGAUAAACUGCCCGAUGACACACUGGAACUGGCCAAGCUUGCUAUUGAGAGAAUCACAUCUGUUGAUGCUGACACUAGAAUUUCAGUUUGGCAGACAGAAGAAAUUGAGGCCUCAUUAGACAAGACAUGGAUUGUCAGCGCUCAAAGUGGAGCUCAGCAGGUGCUGUUAGCGGAGCAACCUGAAGAUGAACCACUUGUUGUGAAAGGACCCUAUAUGGUUUACUUGAGAGACCAAACAGUGAAUUAUUUCCUCCUUAUUGGAAAAAUAAGACCAGAAAUCAAAGAUGACACUGAUCCUGAUGAUGUAUCCAACAUUGAGAAACCUUCUGGUAUUCCCGGGUUUAUAGGAAGCACAAAGCUACCCUCAAUAAGAAACACAUUACAUGAACAGGACGAUGGAACAAUAGUAUCAGUCUGUGCCACAGGCACUUCAUCUCGUGAUUCCUUAUUGUCAUGGAUUAGAUUACUAGAAAAGAAUGAUAACCCAGUGUUAUCAAGUAUUCCUGUGAUAUUUACACUGACAGCACCUCCAUCAGACAUUGCUGUGCAAGAAACUCAGCCGGCCAUACAAGACGAGGGAAAAGAAAAAAAUUAAUGCUAACGUACAAAUUAAUUCUAUACCUUGUUAAAUUGUUUAAUAUAGAGGUGAAUUAUAUAUAUUUCAUUGUUUAAAUUAA
Molecule: messenger RNA, 1402 nt
Organism: Amyelois transitella
Lineage: Eukaryota; Metazoa; Arthropoda; Insecta; Lepidoptera; Pyralidae
Gene: ECSIT
Product: evolutionarily conserved signaling intermediate in Toll pathway, mitochondrial
Exons: 5
Coding region: 208-1320 (370 amino acids)
Cellular component (GO): mitochondrion
Molecular function (GO): protein binding
Source: RefSeq, a predicted model, not a curated record